Lates calcarifer (barramundi perch) is the source of this 3038-nucleotide messenger RNA. RefSeq names its product sickle tail protein homolog. The transcript is spliced from 16 exons. The coding region runs from base 215 to 3037 and encodes 940 amino acids. Gene Ontology annotation, cellular component: cytoplasm. Lineage: Eukaryota; Metazoa; Chordata; Actinopteri; Centropomidae. The record is from RefSeq and is a predicted model, not a curated record.
GACGGAGAAACGCAGUGGAAGAGAGGUGGGGUUUUACACUGCACCUGAUUGUCACAGAAAAACACGCCGCAGAAAGACGGAAGUCACAGAAAAAGAGACGACAAACAAAGAAAACAACUUUUAAUUGACGUGAAGAACCGGGACUUGAUUUUUACCACCAAACCUGAGUUGACGAGCCAAAAGUUAGGACGUUGAAGCGACUCCAUUCUGCAAGAUGAGGAGUCUCCGGCCCUCUGAAAGUCCCCUCAGUGCAGGUGUGCUGGGGUUGAUGGAGCAGCAGGACCCUCUAGUUUCAGAGACCAUGUCCGAUGGACAAGUGAUGUCCCCCACAGUCCCCUUUCCCAGGAAUUGUAAAGCCAGAGCAAGUCUACCCGUGGGCCGCUCAAGUGGUCAGAAAAGAGAGAAGCCAGAUGGUGUGUUGUACCUGCAGUAUGGAGAGGAGACAAAGCAGGUUAGAAUGCCAGCUGAGAUCAGCAGUCAGGAUGCUCUGCGGACUCUGUUCGUCACUGCCUUCCCUCAUCAACUCACCAUGAAGAUGCUGCAGUCUUCCAGAAUGGCCAUCUACAUCAAAGACAGCCGCCGCAAUGUCUACUAUGACGUGGAGGACAUCAGAAACAUCACAUCCAACUCCUGUCUGAAGGUUUAUCAUAAAGACCCAGUGCAGGUGUUCACCCGCCCUGCCAGACCUACCAGCGCAGAGGGAAGGAUCUCCAAGGAGGUACUGUAUGGCAGUCACAGUCCAGUCCACACCCUGUCGUCAUCCAGCCAUGUUACCCUGCAUGGCCUGCAGGGCUCCAUGUCUCCCCCAAUGGUACGCUCCAUGCCCUCUUCUCCCUCCAGGAUGGUGAUGGUGUAUGGUCGGGGGAACACACAGGGAGACACAGGGGUGGUGGAUCCAGACAACACCACAUUACCUCUGGAAUGCCUGUCAGGAUUUUGCCGAUCUAGUGCCAGCAGCAGUGUCAUAUUGGAGAGGAGAGAUGUCAAGCCUGAUGAGGACAUUGGCAGCAGUAAGAGCAUGGCCCUGGUGGUACAUGGUGAAGGAGGACCACAUUACCCAGAUUCCUACUGCUCCUCCCUGCAGGAUGGAGGAGGAGGUCCCCUCAGCAUCACCUCCUCCCAGUGCAGUGCUCCUCCCUCUCUCACUGCAGACAUGGUGGAUGCUGGGGUCCCAGGGAUCCCAGGGGGACUGCAGCAGUACCGGGCCUCCAUUAAACCCCUGAUGGGCUACGGAGACAGCAUGGACCAUGUGACCCACUCCAUCCACAGGCAGAAGAGCUGGAAGUAUGGACACAGCCAGCUACAUCCUCUGGGAACCAAAACCCCACCCGCUUCCCCUUGCAGAGUCAGGAUGAGUGAUGGACAGAUCACCGGAAGUGUGGGCCUUGUGUCUCCAGAGAGGAUGUCACAGGUUCGCCAAUCCCUGCAGCGGGACAGUAAUGGAGCUACAGUGGAGAUCACAAACAGAAGCAGAGGAAGAGGCUUGUCAUCUUCCACCUCACCUGUUUUUAUGAACAGCCCUCUCACACAACCUGAAAGAUUGUUUCAGGGCUGUGUGACUGCCAGCAACACCCAGAGUGAGAGAAUGAAAGCCAUGGAGGAGCAGAUAGCCAGCCUAGCAGGGUUGGUGCACCAUGCUUUGUCCAUGGGACCAGAUGUUCAAGGAGUCAAGGACACUGUCAGAGAGAAUGCUGGAUGCAAACUGCUCAACAACAGACCUGGGGUGUCACCUGAGCCUCAGAACCCUGCCACUUUGAUUGACAGCUGCAGUCCUGCCCUUCUGGCUCUUCAGGCUCCUCCCUCUGACAGCAGGCUGCAGCAGGGCUUGGUAUUAGCAAAGAGACGUGUGUGUGAGCUGCGACUGCAACUCGGCCAACUCAGACACCUACAGCUGUCAAACCAAGAGAGUGUAAAUGCGAUGCUGCAGAUGGCAAGUCAGGAGCUGUUGAUGUUGAUGUGUGAUCGGCUGGCUCAGUCUGAGGAGGCAGCAUACAGAUGGAGAGCUGAGAUAGAGGGGGAGAGGACCCGCUACCUGGCUACAGAGGACAGAAUACUCAUGCACCUCAGUGAACUGGAGGACUAUGUGGACCAUUUACAAAGAAGCACUACCUCCCCUCCUGGCCAGCUCACUUUAAGAGAUGUGGAGGAGGGAGCAAUACGCCUACAGAGGGUUGGAGAAGAUCUGGCUAUCCUUAAAGGUGAAUUUCCAGAGCUGCAAGUGAAGAUACGGUCAGUGCUGAGGCUGGAGUUGGAAGCGAUGCAUUUCCUGAGGGAGGAGCCUCAUAAGAUGGACUGCAUGUUAAAGAGGGUCAAAGUCUUGACUGAAGCCCUCAGUUCCCUUCGCAGGUGUGUGUCAGAGCCACCCCCUCCAGCCAGAUCAGCCCAGGUGGAGCCUCAAAAGGUUCUGGAAACAGACCAGGUGCCCCAGAAGACUCAGAGUCCUCACAGCUCCCCCAAACCAAAGCUGCGAUCCUCUGUCAGGCCCCCUCCUCCCACCACCCCACUCUCCGGGAGUCAGACUGAUGUCAGCAUGGUGGCCUCAGCCUCCCCCAUCAUGGCCCACAGAAUGGCAAGCACAGCAGCCACUGUGAUCCAGCCCCCACCCCACCUCCCCAGCCUCCUGCUGACACCCAAUCAUGGACAAGAGUUACUUACUGUGGCCAAGGUGAGUCCUCACAACAGAGAGGGGUGCCCCACCCUGCAGAGGAGACUGGACCCUCUGCAGUCCAAUGGACUCUGUAGUUCAGCAGGUGGAACACCAACACAGGAGAGCCACACUGACCAGACCACCACCACAGAGGGCAGUCUAAGUGGGGAAACCAGCAGUACAAACCAGUCAAGCACCAGCCAAACCAAGCAGCUAGCCACCUCUGACUCCAGCCAGCCUCCAUCCCCCAACACCAAGACAGAUUUCGAUCCGAUCCUCCCGGAGGCCCAGGCCAGCCUGGUGAUGGCUGAUAUGGAUGUGUCAAAUACCAGAGAGGGUCACUCUGAUUUUGCCUCAGGACAGAACACACCACUGGACCUGACAGGUUGAC